Aplysia californica (California sea hare) is the source of this 5480-nucleotide messenger RNA. Its product is annotated as collagen alpha-5(IV) chain. NCBI's taxonomy places the organism in Eukaryota, Metazoa, Mollusca, Gastropoda, Aplysiida, Aplysiidae. Gene Ontology annotation, molecular function: extracellular matrix structural constituent. Gene Ontology annotation, cellular component: collagen trimer; basement membrane. The record is from RefSeq and is a predicted model, not a curated record.
UUACUGGGUUAGUGGGGUAAGCACGGUAUUGCGAUGAGAUGAUUGACAGUGGCCACGGUUAGAACCCAGACGGCGUACUACCUAUGGGCGGAACUCUGGUACCGCGUUUACCGUGAACACUUUUAGGCUAUGGUGAUUUUCUGAGGAGUGACUCAAGACUAGGUUAAACACAGUGAAGGUUUCCAAGAGUUUACUCGCCAGUCGGGAGGGACAUCUUCCAAUCGAGGGCUGAUUAACUCCGUGAAAUGAAGAUCACUGGAGCCCGCGAUGCGGGUUUCUAUAUGGUUCCCCUUCUCAUUCUCAUAGGACUGUUGGAUGCGGCCUCCGGAUACGAAUGUGCAGGAUGUUCACCACCUUGUAUAUGUGCAGGAAUAAAAGGUUACCCCGGAGCUUCUGGUCUUCCUGGCCUGAGAGGGCCUCAAGGUCUGCCCGGAUUUUUGGGACCUGAAGGACCCAUCGGAAAGCAGGGAAUCCCCGGAAAUAGGGGUGAACCUGGAGCUCAAGGCCAGAAAGGAUACAGAGGUCAAACUGGCUUGCCUGGUUUCACUGGAAUUGCUGGUAUUCCUGGUCAACCCGGUUUGGAAGGACCUGUUGGUCCAGAGGGCUAUGCUGGCUGCAAUGGUACCAAGGGUGCUCUGGGUGUCAGAGGUCGGCCAGGCCCAGCUGGACGUCCCGGAGGUGCAGGUUUCCUUGGUAUCCCAGGUCUCAAAGGUGAGCCUGGUGAGUUCCGAGGAUCUGCGGCCGGCAUGAAGGGAGAACCAGGAGUCGAGGGAAACCCUGGACUGAGGGGUCUACAAGGUUUGCCUGGUGAGGAAGGCAGAGAAGGAAUGCCCGGUGACUCUGGCUCAAGGGGCAGACCUGGUCUGAAUGGUCUGAAGGGAGAAAAAGGACCGCUGGGCACAGAAGUCGUUGGAAAAGUGGGACCUCCUGGUAACAAAGGUGACCCAGGAGACCAGGGUGUGGCUGGAGUGGAGGGAAACCCGUACAACGCCACUCUGCGACAGGGAGACAAGGGAGAAGAGGGCGAGCCAGGUGACCGAGGAUUCUUCGGAGAGCCAGGACGACCUGGACUUCAGGGAAUACAGGGACCUCAAGGAGAACAAGGCCCCAAGGGUCCAUUUGGACCUGAAGGACCUUCUGGAAGACGAGUUUUGACGGUGAGAUUGGAAUGAAUGGAGCUGCCGGUCCCGUCGGUCGGCCAGGUCCCCCCGGUCUGCCCGGUCUGGCUGGAGAACCCGGUCAGUCCAUGAAAGGAGACAGAGGAGAUAUUGGCGAGGAUGGUCUGCGAGGUUUGGAUGGAGAGCCCGGUUUCCCCGGUCUCCCUGGUGACCCUGGUAUGCCAGGCGCCCCUGGAGAGGACGUUGUGGGUCCCCCUGGUGAGCGAGGUAUUACUGGACUGGAUGGAGUACCUGGCCAGCCUGGUUACCCCGGCGACUCUGGCCCACCUGGCAUACCCGGUGGUCGAGGCAUUGGACUGGACAUCACUGGCCCUCGGGGUGCCCCAGGGCUCCCUGGUGACAGAGGAGAUGAGGGAAUCCCAGGACUGCAUGGAAUGCCUGGAGAGAUUGGACCAACUGGAUUUCCUGGUGAGAACUGUGGUCGCUGUCCAGAUGGUGUGCCAGGAUUUGUCGGUGAUGUUGGUGAACCUGGAUACCCAGGAGAGGAGGGCAGGAGAGGUAUUGAUGGACUUCCAGGCUUCAAGGGCGACGUUGGUGAGGCUGGUCAGCCUGGGCCCAGAGGUCGUGAUGGACUUCCAGGUUUCCCCGGUCGCCCUGGUCCUGAUGGGUUUGAAGGCCUCAAGGGCGCACCUGGAGAUUCCGUUCCUGUCUACGAUACUGAGCCUUACCGUGGCCCCACCGGUGAGAAGGGAGAUUUGGGAUACCCAGGAUCCCCGGGUCUUGAUGGAUCCAUGGGAGAGGUGGGACUCCGUGGAUUGCCAGGUCUUUUUGGAGAGCAGGGAAUGGAGGGCGUACCUGGUAUUCCUGGUGACGAUGGUCUGGAUGGUGUGCCUGGUAUUCCCGGAGUGCCCGGUAUCAAGGGAGAGGAGGGAUCAUCCCUGAAUGGUCCCAAGGGUCAGAAGGGUAUCAGCGGUAUCCCUGGUCUUGAUGGACUGCCCGGAGGAAGAGGACUGGAGGGUCUGCCCGGUGACCCAGGCUUCACACUGGAGGGCAUGAAGGGAGAGCCCGGAUCUCCUGGUGCCCCAGGGUUCGACGGAGAAUUGGGACGCGAAGGAGUGCCAGGUCUUGCUGGUCUACCCGGUGACGAUGGCCUGCCUGGCUUGCCAGGUUUCGAGGGAAGGGUCGGAGAACCUGGCCGUGAUGGAGUUCCUGGCCAGCGAGGUGUUGAUGGGCCUAAGGGUUACCCUGGAUCGUCCGGUGAUGAUGGUGUGCCCGGACGCCCUGGCGUAAAGGGCAUGUUUGGUGACGGUGGUUUCCCUGGCUUGCCUGGACGAAAGGGAUCUCCCGGUCCUCAAGGUCUGCCUGGCCGCGAGAGAUUCCCUGGCAUGAUCGGUGAACCUGGUUACCCUGGUGAGGUUGGCCGACCUGGUCAGGAUGGACCCGCUGGUUUCCCUGGUCGCAACGGACUGCCCGGUUUCAGGGGAGAGAAGGGUGAGCCUGGUCUGGAGGGACCCAGUGGUCGCCCCGGUGAGCCUGGUCGUCCCGGACGUUCCCUGGAUGGAGGAAUGGGACCCAGAGGAUUCCCUGGAAGGGACGGAAACCCAGGUGCUCCUGGCCUGGUCGGUCUCCCUGGUGACGAGGGUCUGCCAGGUUUCCCUGGAGAGCAGGGCAUGUUUGGCGUUCCCGGCCGUCCUGGUGAGCCCGGUCUAACUGGACUGGAUGGUAAUCCUGGACUGCCAGGAGAUGAUGGACCUUCUGGACUUACUGGCCUCCCAGGACCUGCUGGGGACAGAGGUGAGCCAGGGUUCCCUGGUAUCCCUGGAAAUGAUGGCCGCCCUGGAGAGUCUGGCCUGCCUGGAUUAGAUGGUAUGCGUGGUGACAACGGAACUCCAGGUCUUCCCGGCCUGCGAGGAUUUAACGGUGGCGAUGGACUGCGUGGCGAGGAUGGACUUCCUGGUUUGCCAGGAAGAGACGGCCUCAGAGGCUUUGAUGGGGAACAGGGCCUUGAUGGUCUUCCUGGCGACGAUGGCCUGCCAGGACUGAGGGGUAUGCCCGGUCUGCCCGGAGAGCAAGGAAGAGAUGGACAGAAGGGAGACAGAGGCAGGGGCAUCCCUGGAGAACCAGGUCUCGACGGCUUGCCAGGUAUUGCUGGGUUGCCAGGAUUAGAUGGUUUGCCUGGACUCAAAGGAGCACCUGGAGAUUCUGGGUUGCCAGGUUUGGAUGGCCUGCCAGGUAUGCCUGGUGAGUCUGGUUUCCCCGGAGAAGAUGGUCGUGAGGGAUUCCCUGGCCUGCCAGGAAGGAGAGGACCAGAUGGCAGAAACGGCUUCCCAGGAGAAGAUGGACAGCCCGGAGAUCCUGGCCUUGAUGGUCUGCCUGGCCUUCCUGGCGCACCUGGACGUCUGGGUCUGCCUGGCGAUGAUGGUAUCAGCGGAUUCCCUGGUGAUCAGGGUGAAGACGGUUUCCCUGGCCAGCCUGGUCUGCCAGGAUUUGACGGCAUGACUGGAAAUGAUGGACUGCCCGGUGUGGAUGGUUUGCCAGGUCUCCCUGGCCUUGGAGGCGAUGAUGGCCUACCUGGCCUCCCAGGACGUCCCGGUGGACGUGGCCUGCCAGGAUUUGCUGGUGAGAGAGGAUUUGAUGGGGAGGCUGGCCAGCCAGGUGACGAUGGUUUCCCUGGACGCCCCGGAGUGGAUGGCCCCCCAGGACCCCCAGGUCGCCCUGGCAUGCCUGGCGUGGAUGGUAUCCCUGGUCUCCAGGGUAUGGAUGGUCAGAGAGGAUUUAUGGGAGAGGACGGCCGCCCUGGAAACCCCGGCUUCCAAGGACAGAAGGGAGAGCCUAGUGUUGCCCCCGAUGGACCCAAAGGUUUCCGAGGAGAAUCUGGAUUUGAUGGACUCCCAGGUCGUCCUGGUGCCAAGGGUGGUGCUGGCCAGCCUGGCCUGCCAGGUUUUAACGGUGAGCGUGGAGAAAAUGGCCUUCCUGGUCUGCAAGGAGAGCCUGGAUUUGACGGAGAGAGAGGACGUAUGGGAGAAGAUGGUCUGCCCGGAUUGGACGGCCUUCCCGGUAUGAUAGGUAUGCCUGGCGAGGAUGGACUUACUGGUCUGCCCGGACCCAAAGGUUUCAGAGGAGAAUCUGGCUUCACUGGACUGAGAGGACGUAAAGGAGAGGCUGGUUUUCCAGGUCUGAAGGGUGCGGACGGAGUCUCCGGUGCCCAGCAAAUUGUGGAAGGACGGAAGGGAGAGGGCGGAGAGAACGGCACAAAUGGCGGCCCUGGUAUUCCAGGACUGCCAGGAGAUAAUGGCGAUCCAGGUCCUGAGGGCCGUAAAGGUUUUCCAGGUUUUGACGGUGACCGCGGCUUCCCUGGUCUCCCCGGAAACAAUGGUCGCCCAGGUCUGCCAGGCAUGAACGGCCUUGAUGGACUUCCAGGUUUACCUGGCAACCGUGGUUUCCCUGGUGACGCAGGAGGCGCAGGUGGUCCAGGCACAGGUCCUGGCAUUAUCUUCACCAGACAUAGCCAGGAUUCUCUGGUCCCUACCUGCCCAUUUGGCACCUCCUUGCUGUGGGAGGGUUACUCUCUGCUCUUUGUGAUGGGCAAUGGACGCUCACAUGGACAAGAUCUUGGCACCGCUGGUUCCUGUCUUCGUCGCUUCCACCCGAUGCCCCUGAUGUUCUGUAACAUCAACAACGUGUGUAAUGUGGCCACACGUUCAGACUACAGCUACUGGCUGAGCACACCACAGCCCAUGACCAACAUGAUGCAGCCAGUCAGUGGGGAGCAGAUCCGACCCUACAUUAGUCGCUGUGCCGUUUGCGAGACACCAUCACCUAUCAUCGCUGUCCACAGUCAGACUAUGAUGGUACCCGAGUGUCCAGCUGGAUGGUCAGAUGUCUGGAUUGGCUACAGCUUUGUUCUGAGCACUGGUGCUGGAGCUCAGGGUUCUGGCCAGAGCUUGGAGUCUCCUGGCUCCUGUCUCGAGGCGUUCCGCUCCCAGCCAUUCAUCGAGUGCCACGGACGAGGCACCUGCAACUACUACGCCACCUCCCACAGUUUCUGGAUGUCCACCAUUGAGAGGGACGACCAGUUCCGUCGCCCACUGCAAGAAACGCUCAAGGCUGGGGACCUGAGGAGGAGAAUAAGCCGAUGUGUUGUAUGUAUCAAAGACAACACGACCGGGCCCCAAUUCUUUAGGAUGGUGAAAAAGUAACAUUUUAGAGUGUCGUCACACAUCUUAGGGUUUCUUUGUACUUCAUUUAAGAUUUUUUUUCUCCGUCAUUGGGUUUUGGUUUGGUUUGUUGUUUGUUUGUUGAGCUUGGCAGUAAUAUUACUAAGUGAUGUCCAUCACUUUGUGGAUCUUUCUUCUGGUCGAA